UGAGAGACCGCAAGAGCCAAGGAUACAGACAGGAUGCUGUCUGCAGAGCGCAGACCCACCCCUCCAGCCCGGAAGGGGACUUAGCCCCUCCUGCCUCCCGGGACCACGCGCACCGGGGCCUCCUGUGCUGCUGGCAACGUGGUAGCCCCCAGGUCCUCUGUGGGCCCGCUCUUGCAGUGCCUCGGUUUCCCAGGAGCCCCGGGAGGCCAGGUCGCCCUGCUCCGUCCACCCCCCUCGACCCUGGGCCCGGACUAGCGCCCUCACGUCAGCCAGGCUCUGGCUCCAGGACAGCACAGUGGCCCUAGCUGUCCCAUCCAUUGAGCAUCGCCAGGUGUGCCAGGGCCAGUGCCAGCCUGCCCCACCUACAGCCUCAGCCCAAUGGGGUGGUGACCCUCCCGACUCUGCUCCACCGCCAUGUGGCCCAAUGGCAGUUCUCUGGGCCCCUGUUUUCGGCCAACAAACAUCACGCUAGAGGAGCGGCGCCUGAUUGCCUCUCCCUGGUUUGCUGCCUCCUUCUGCCUGGUGGGCCUGACCUCCAACCUGGUGGCCCUGAGCGUGCUGGCAGGCGCGAGGCAGAGCAGCUCGCACGCCAGGUCCUCCUUCCUCACCUUCCUCUGUGGCCUGGUCCUCACCGACUUCACGGGGCUGCUGAUCACCGGUACCAUCGUGGUGUCCCAACAUGCCAUCCUCUUUGACUGGCACGCCGUGGACCCCAGCUGUCGCCUCUGCCGCUUCAUGGGUGUUGUCAUGGUCUUCUUUGGUCUGUGCCCGCUGCUGCUGGGAGCUGCCAUGGCCUCGGAGCGCUACCUGGGUAUUACACGGCCCUUCUCGCGCCCCGCGUUCGCGUCGCAGCGCCGCGCCUGGACCAUCGUGGGGCUGGUGUGGGCCGCUGCCCUGGCACUGGGCCUGCUGCCCCUGCUGGGCGUGGGCCGCUACACGGUGCAGUACCCGGGCUCCUGGUGCUUCCUCACGCUGGGCCCCGAGCGCGGAGACGUGGCCUUUGGCCUGCUGUUCGCGCUGCUCGGCAGCUUCUCGGUGGCGCUCUCCUUCCUGCUCAACACCAUCAGCGUGGCCACGCUGUGCCGCGUCUACCACGGGCAGGAGGCCGCGCAGCAGCGCCCCCGGGACUGUGAGCUCGAGAUGAUGGCUCAGCUCGUGGGCAUCAUGGUGGUGGCCAGUGUCUGCUGGAUGCCGCUGCUGGUCUUCAUUGCUCAGACAGUCCUGCAGAGCCCACCAGCCAUGAACUCAACUGGGCAGCUGUCCCGAGCCAUGGAGCAACAGCUGCUCAUUUACCUGCGCGUGGCCACUUGGAACCAGAUCCUGGACCCCUGGGUGUACAUCCUGUUCCGCCGGGCUGUGAUCCGGCGCCUCCACCCUGGCCUCAGUGUCCGGUCCAGAUCGCUCUCCCUGCAGCCCCAGCUCACCCGGAGGCCCACCAUGGCAUAGGGCAGGGGUAGACAUCAGUGUCGGCUCUGGAAUGACAGCCACACAUCCAACCUCAGUCCAGAAUGGACAGUCACAUCUGCCCAUUCUGAAGUCCAGGAGCUGAGAGUGCAGGACGAACAGAGUUUGAGUGACAGGAUUGUGAGCUGUCUUCCAUCAGCUGUGGGGACCUCCCAACUCUCCCCUGAUACCCCUUCCCAAGGCCUCUCUCUUCUCUCAGCCCCCUCCCAACCCCAGGAUGGGUGAGUGGGAGUGUAGGGAGGGUGACUGGAGGCAGUUAUACUUGUAAACCUUGCCCUGGCCACUGUCGCUCGGUGGUUAGUGCAUCGGCCUGCACAUUGAAGGGCUGCAGGUUUGAUUCCUGGUCAAGGGCACAUACAGUGGUCCCUCAGUUUUCUAAUGUAAUCCGUCC
This is a messenger RNA of Miniopterus natalensis, 1855 nucleotides long. It is a transcript of the gene TBXA2R, whose product is annotated as thromboxane A2 receptor. Gene Ontology annotation, molecular function: thromboxane receptor activity. Gene Ontology annotation, cellular component: plasma membrane. The record is from RefSeq and is a predicted model, not a curated record. Lineage: Eukaryota; Metazoa; Chordata; Mammalia; Chiroptera; Miniopteridae. Gene Ontology annotation, biological process: inflammatory response; positive regulation of blood pressure; positive regulation of vasoconstriction.